Molecule: messenger RNA, 717 nt
Organism: Cottoperca gobio
Lineage: Eukaryota; Metazoa; Chordata; Actinopteri; Perciformes; Bovichtidae
Exons: 2
Source: RefSeq, a predicted model, not a curated record
UCCAGCACCACCGUAAGGAAUCUUGAUGUUAUCUUUGGUCAGGAUCUGUCUUUUAACUCCCACAUAAAACAAAUCUCAAGGACUGCCUUCUUUCAUCUACGUAACAUUGCAAAAAUAAGACACAUCCUGUCUCAAAAUGAUGCAGAAAAACUAGUCCAUGCAUUUGUUACUUCAAGGCUGGAUUACUGCAACUCAUUGUUAUCAGGUUGUCCCAAAAAGUCGCUUAAGACUCUUCAGUUGAUCCAAAAUGCAGUGGCACGUGUAUUGACAAGAACAAGGAAACAGGAUCAUAUUACUCCUGUAUUAGCUGCUCUGCACUGGCUCCCAGUAAAAUACAGAAUAGAAUUCAAAAUCCUUCUCCUGACUUACAAAGCAAUUAAUGGUCAGGCUCCAGCAUAUCUUAAAGAUCUCAUAGUACCUUAUAAACAAACUAGAGCAUUGUACUCCCAGAAUGCAGGGUUACUUGCUGAUGGUGGACCCCAGGAGCGAACAAAACUCCCUCCAGAAUAUGGACGGGAACUGGGGUCCUCGGUCGGAGACCACAUCGGUAGGGAGUCCAUGGAGUCGAAAGACAUGCAGCAGAACCAGUUCCGCAGUCUCCUUGGCCGACGGGAGCUUGGGCAGCGACACGAAGUGGGCCAUUUUGCUGAACCGGUCAACUAUAGUCAGGAUGGUGGUAUGACCAUUGGACAUAGGCAGGCCGGUUACAAAGUCUAG